AUGGAGUCUCUCGGCGUGUAUGUCCUGACCUUCAACUGCGCCCGAAACGUCAUCCAGCCGGAGGUUUUCGCGCCCCAUAUCUUCGACGCCCUCAAGUCGGCUUCGUCCAUCAGCCCUGCGCGAACGAAGGCACCUGAGAUCCUGGCCGUCGCCCUCCAGGAAGUUGCGCCAAUUGCGUAUGCAUUUCUCGGAGGCUCGUAUUUGGAUCCUUACUACGAUGCUCUCCAGCGUGCAGUAGACUUGGGCGCGUCGGCCUUGGUUUCCGAUCAUCGGGCGCAGGAUGCGCAGUAUCAGCACAUGCUGACCAAGAAUAUUGGGAUGACUGCAUUGAUGGUGUUUGCCAGACGUGAUAUUGUGGAGAGGAUACGCUACAUACAGACAGCAGGGGUUGGAGUAGGGGUUCAAGAGGCGGGGAAUAAGGGUGCGGUUGGGGCGAGAAUCGGGUAUCUGGUUGAGCGUGACGGUAGGAACCAGAGGGACGAGGAGGAUGACGAUGGCGGUGUCAUGGAGGUAACUUUGGUUAGCGCCCAUCUAGCACCGGAUGAAAGCCAGUGGGAGCGGCGCAACGAGGACUGGAAGAGCAUUGCAGAACGGCUUGUUUUUGAGCCUCGACAGGCGCCCGAGACAGUAGCGGACGCCACUCUCUCACGGGAAGACGAAGAAGGCGUUCCGCUUCUCGGAGACACAUCCUCGCCACCACUGAAGAACUCGUCGGCGUUCUACUCCCCAAGAUCAUACCUCUUUGUCGCGGGCGACUUCAACUACCGCACUGCGGAUGGCCGUCCAACGCCGGAUGACUUCAAAAAUUUCCCACGGCCAACGGGCGAUACGGCGAAUAACAUCAGCCACUUCGCAGACUUGCUGGCACGCGACCAGCUAACGCGCGAGCGGCAGGCUGGAAAGACGUUUACCAACUUCGAAGAGUCCAAAAUCACCUUCGCGCCGUCAUAUAAGUACUCGGACGAGGCCCGCGGCCUCGCGUCGUCGGACCGCAACGGCCACUGGAAAUGGGCAGAGAACCGCUGGCCGAGCUGGUGCGACCGGAUCCUCUAUCUCAACCACCCGUCCGCGGGCGCGUCGGACGGCAUCGACGUCCACGGCUACACGUCGCUGCCUCUACUCUCGACGUCGGACCACCGCCCCGUCGCCCUGUCGGCGUCGAUUCCACUGCGUGUCUUACCCGAGUCCAGCACGUACCUGCCUCCCUUUGAGAUUGACCCAGACUGGGACAGCAGACGGGCAGCCGCGCGGAGAAAGGAGGUGAUCGUCGGCGCCGCCGCGUACCUGGGUCUCACCUGGGCGGGCAACGGGCUCUUAGCAGCGACGGUGCUGGGCGGCACGGCAGCGUAUUACGCUCUCCAGGCGUAUUAUGUCGCAAGUUGA
This is a messenger RNA of Ophidiomyces ophidiicola, 1383 nucleotides long. RefSeq lists its product as uncharacterized. Gene Ontology annotation, molecular function: phosphatidylinositol-4,5-bisphosphate 5-phosphatase activity. Gene Ontology annotation, biological process: phosphatidylinositol dephosphorylation. The transcript has a single exon. Bases 1 to 1383 code for a protein of 460 amino acids. NCBI's taxonomy places the organism in Eukaryota, Fungi, Ascomycota, Eurotiomycetes, Onygenales, Onygenaceae. The record is from RefSeq and is a predicted model, not a curated record.